UCCGUGCGGCGGCACGGCUGCUGGCCUGCUGCAGCCGCAACGGCCGGUGUGGCGGGGCGGGGCGAAGCUUCCCGGAAGCUUCGUCGGACCAGCGAGGCGAUCCUCGUCGCAUUCACUCCCCCCACACGCGCGCGAGCAACGCCUCGCCUCUUAUCUCGCUCUCCGCCCUGCUGCAUGCAUCGUUAUCCUCCCCUAACCAUUCGUCCGGUUGUUCUGGCAUCCGUCAUCGAUCUUCUUAGUAUCCAUCCCCGGGCAAUCAAACAAACCCCGCCUUUCAAUACGGAGUAGCAGCAGAUGCAGGAUCAAUAUUUGUCCCUGAUUUUGCUUUGUUAUUAGGAUAAUUAAGCGUCCGGUUACCACUCAGGGAUCAAUAAUAAUUCGUCGUCGUCGUCUGUCUCCCUGCCUAGCCUUGCCAUCGCUUCCAGAGCAGUCCCAGACUCCAUAUAUAUCGGCGGCUCUGCUCUCCAGGCUACAAGCUCGCCCACCAAGCUCUCACCGCGCAGCAGCAACCAGGCGACCCCCCAUUCCCCAGGCAGGCAGGAUGUCCGGCAUGGAGGCCGGGCUGGUGCGCAAGUACCCUUCGGACGCUGGCGGCCUCCGCGCGGCGCGGCACGGCCCGCACGGGCACUCAGCCAGCGCCCGCACCGCGCACAGCAUGUCCGCGGCGGCGCUGCGCAAGAAGUCGGACGCCUCGCUGGUGCGCAAGGUGCCCUUCGCGCCGCUCCGCCCCGUCCUCGCCAACCUCCAGGAGGUCUUCCUCGGCACCAAGCUCGCCGUGCUCUUCCCCGCCGUGCCGCUCGCCGUCGCCGCGCAGUGCGCCAACUUCGGCCAGGUGUGGGUGUUUGCGCUCAGCUUACUCGGCCUCAUCCCUCUCGCCGAGCGCGUCAGCUUCCUCACCGAGCAGAUCGCAAUUUACACCGGCCCCACCGUGGGCGGCCUCCUGAACGCGACGUGCGGCAACGCCACGGAGCUCAUCAUCGCGCUGUUCGCGCUGAUGCAGGGCAAGAUCGAGGUCGUCAAGUGCUCCCUCCUCGGCUCCGUCCUCUCCAACCUGCUGCUCGUGCUCGGCACCUCCCUCUUCUGCGGCGGCGUCGUCAACCUCGGCGCCGACCAGCCAUACGACAGGAGCCAAGCGGACGUCAGCACGGGCCUCCUCAUCCUCGGCGUGCUGUGCCAGUCCCUGCCGCUCAUGCUGCGCUACGCGGUGGGCGCCGGCGAGCACUCCGUCGCCGCGGCAACCACGGGGCUCGACCUCUCGCGCGCCUGCAGCAUCGUCAUGCUGCUCGCCUACGUCGCCUACCUCUUCUUCCAGCUCAAGACGCACGCCCAGCUCUUCGAGCCGCAGGAGGUCGACGAAGACGGCGAGGAUCAGGAAGAGGCCGUCAUCGGGUUCGCCAGCGGGCUCUUCUGGCUCGCGUUCAAGACUGUUCUCAUCGCCAUCCUGUCCGAGUACGUCGUUGGCACGAUUGAGCCAACCUCAAAAUCCUGGGGCUUGUCAGUGAGCUUCAUCAGCAUCAUCCUGCUCCCAAUCGUCGGUAACGCGGCGGAGCACGCUGGCGCCAUCCUUUUUGCUCUCAAGAACAAGCUGGACAUCACCCUCGGAGUCGCUCUGGGGUCGGCAACCCAAAUCUCCAUGUUCGUGGUGCCGCUGAGUGUCAUUGUAGCUUGGAUCGCGGGUAUUCAAAUGGACCUCGACUUCAAGCUGCUAGAGACUGGCUGUCUGUUUGUCUCAGUAAUAGUAACAGCCUUCACCCUCCAGGAUGGAACGUCACACUAUUUGAAGGGGAUCCUUCUCCUCCUGUGUUACAUUGUCAUCGGCGCAUGCUUUUUCGUCACGAGGCAACCUGCAGGUCAUGCAAACGGCAAUGGUGUUGGGCUGGCUGUACCAACCGGUACAUGGAACGCACAGGGGGCAUAACAGGUUAGGAGUCCUGCCUGGACAAGCCAGCAUGCAAGACAGCAGAGCAAUGACCUAAAUCAGAGACUGAAACUGCAUGAAUCUGUCGGGCCUAGGUUUCGCAAUGAGUGAUGAUCCUACUUUUCCAGAGAAAUGUGGAAGCCGGCCGGUCCGAGUGCUACCGAGAGCAAAUGUAUUCAUCGUGUGAGAAGCAGCAUGAUGGGAAGGGUUUGUGCUUGUAUUACUAUUGGUUUAGUUAGUAGGCUGCGGCUGCUAGCCGCAAUAAGGGUACCAAAUAUGUAUGCAUCCAAUCCUGUGUAUAUGAUUCAUCGUGCGCUGCUUCGUAUAUGAAGCUUAAUAGGAUAAAUAUGCAGAGGUGUAUUGUAAGUUUUAUAUAGCACAUAUUAGCGUCGAAUCCUCCAGUUUGGUUA
Molecule: messenger RNA, 2328 nt
Organism: Panicum virgatum (switchgrass)
Lineage: Eukaryota; Viridiplantae; Streptophyta; Magnoliopsida; Poales; Poaceae
Product: vacuolar cation/proton exchanger 1a-like
Exons: 11
Coding region: 542-1918 (458 amino acids)
Biological process (GO): calcium ion transmembrane transport; intracellular calcium ion homeostasis
Cellular component (GO): plant-type vacuole membrane
Molecular function (GO): calcium:proton antiporter activity
Source: RefSeq, a predicted model, not a curated record